Pungitius pungitius (ninespine stickleback) is the source of this 2055-nucleotide messenger RNA. RefSeq names its product cholesteryl ester transfer protein, plasma (gene cetp). Gene Ontology annotation, cellular component: high-density lipoprotein particle. Lineage: Eukaryota; Metazoa; Chordata; Actinopteri; Perciformes; Gasterosteidae. Bases 203 to 1702 code for a protein of 499 amino acids. Gene Ontology annotation, molecular function: cholesterol transfer activity; phosphatidylcholine binding; cholesterol binding. The transcript has 17 exons. The record is from RefSeq and is a predicted model, not a curated record. Gene Ontology annotation, biological process: phosphatidylcholine metabolic process; high-density lipoprotein particle remodeling; triglyceride transport.
CCCUCGUCCCUGAUUGGACAAAGGACUGGGUUUCCACCAGAGGAGUGAGGGACACUGAAGGGAGAAGGAGCUUGGUGUGCGGCACUGUCAGGAAUCUACGAGGGACCAAAUCCAACAUUUCUACAGACUCCGGAACUGAGGCGACGUUGGAUAAGAAACUACUCAGAAAAGGUGUCACAGAGGUCAAAUAUUGAGUUGCACAAUGCCUCAUGAUGUCUUCUCACCACGGCGGAUCCUGCUGCUGCUGCUUUCUGUGCUCGGGGCGUCCAACGCCUGCCUGCAGGACCCCGCGUCCGCCUACAGACUGACUGGAGCCGUAUGUCGCCUCACCUACCCUGCAGCCGUUGUGUUGAAUGAGAAAACUACUAAAGUGAUCGAGGCCGCGUUCCAACAUGCCAGAUAUCCAGGUGUGAAAGGAGAGAAGUCUCUGCUCUUCAUCGGCAAAGUCACGUACGGCCUGGACAAUUUGGAGAUUCACAACUUGUCAAUCGGUCAGAGUGCCGUUGAGCUGCUUCCUGGGGAGGGCAUCGCGCUGGACAUCAGCAACGUGUCUGCAGUCUUCAGAGGGAACCUCCAGUAUGGAUACGGCAGCCGGCUUGUCAACGUUGCACAUUCAAUUGACUUUGAAAUUGAAUCCCAGAUUGACCUUGGAAUCAAGCCCAAACUUUACUGCGGAGAAGGGAAGGUAGCGGCGGACACAACGGACUGUUAUCUUAAUUUCCACAAGCUCCAUCUGCAUCUGCAGGGUAACAAAGAACCAAACUGGCUGAGGAAGCUCUUUACCGACUUCAUCACCUUUACCGUCAAACUGGCCAUAAAGGGGCAGAUUUGCAAGGAGAUCAACAAGGUGGCAAACAUACUGGCUGACUUCAUACAGGACCAAGCAGAUCAGUUCCUCAGUUAUGGAGACAUCGGCGUGGACGUUGGCAUAACUGCUGCGCCUGUCAUCAAUGCCAACUACAUAGAAUCCUACCACAAGGGGCUGACCAAGUACAACAACACCGCCGCGGUCAUCCAUGACUCUGUUUUCCACCCCAGUCAUCUGACUGAAGACAAGAUGCUCUACUUUUGGAUCUCAGACCAGAUGUUUAACCCCAUGGUUACUGCUGCACACCAAGAUGGCCUUUUUCAACUCAACAUCUCAGGAGCAGAACUGACUGAACUUUUCAAGACAAAUCUCUCCAGUGCAAUGCCUGAAUUUAUUAGAGAGUGUCUGCUGGAACCAGGUUCUCCACAGCUAAGAGUGUGGAGCUCAUCCGUUCCCUACGUAAACACCUCCACCAGCGUUGGGACGGCUGUGUGGGGAACGGCCUCCGGGCAGCUUCACUGUGGGACUCAGGGACAAAUACUCUUUUUCAAAACGCAUGUGUCCAUUGACAUCAAGGCUUCCUACGCUGACAAGAAACUCUCUCUGCAGGGAAUCCCGUCCGGGAUCUUUAUAUCUGAAGCUGAGCUGUCCAGACAAAAUCAAUCGCUGCUGGAUGUAGAGUUUCUAAGAGAAGCUGUGGAGAAGAUCGGCAUCCCCAAGGUCCUGUCUGCUCUGGAGAUAGAGAUAACCAGGCUGCUGGACAAACAGGGAACAAACCUAUUUGACAUCUUCAACCCAGAAGUACUUCCCCGGGAUGGCUUUGUGGUGAUUCAGAUGGAUUUUGGUUUCCCUCAUCACCUCCUGACUGAGUUCCUAAGGAAGACUCUACAGUAGCUUUGCAACCCUUCAGCUAUUUGGAUCUGGAUUUGUUUUCAGUGACUUGUCUAAAAGUUUUAUUCAUAUAAAAAAAGUGAUAAUCGACAUUAAACAAGACAAAGCCUACUUUUGGUGCACUGUGCAUUAUAAUUUGGACAAUUUUGGGGUACAAGGCUUUCUUUUGUUUUAAAAUCGAUUUCACAAAGACCAUGACCAUAAUGAGUGAAUGACGUUAAAUCUGGGAGAGGGUAAUACAUUCCGAGGGGUUUAUUUUGAUUAGCAUGUGCAGUUGGAAUGAUCUAGUUUAUUUUCUGUCUGUAACAAUAUUCUGUGUGUAACAAUACAUUAAUACAAUAUAUGACAUUACCAGA